AUAGCGACAGGAAGAUUAUUUCUCUUCAUCUAACACGAUUUUUAAGACGAUUCAGCGCAUUAUUGACACAAUAACCCAUAACCUCACACUGGUAAUAUCUGUAUUGAUUAUUGACUUGUCUCAUGUUGUCUGCUUUUCCCUUAUGCAAAUCAGCACACGUAACGCGGUGCUUUCCUUUGUUAACUGACCCACCGAACCGGUUUUGUCAUACCUACUCAGUCACGAUAUACCCCGUCUUGACCGCCCUGUUUCUGUCAGUACUGACUUUGAAGCAGCGAGGACCUGUGUCGACGUGAAAACAUCGCAAAGUACUUUGGAGUAUCAGCGUAUCUCGUGUCAGAGACCUAUUCAACAUGGCGACCCCGGCUGUAUCUUGCCUGGAACAAGAAGAGCCUCUUCCACGUACCCACAAGUGUGGCGAGUGUGACAAGGAGUUUCGUCAACUGAGUGACAUGAAGAGACACAUGCGGACUCACACUGGCGAAAAACCUUUUAGGUGCGAGGAUUGUUGCAAACAGUUUAGUGUGCUGAGUAAUAUGAGAAGACAUAUGAAGACUCAUACUGAUGAGAAACCUUACAAAUGUGAGGAGUGCGGCAAGCAGUUUAGUCAGCUGGGUAACCUAAGGAGUCACAUGCGGACUCACACCGGUGAGAAGCCCUAUAAGUGCGAAGAAUGCAGCAAACAGUUUAGUGAGCUGUGUAGUCUGAAGAGGCACAUGCACACUCACACCGGUGAGAAACCUUACAGAUGUGAGAAGUGCGGCAAGCAGUUCAGUCAGCUCGAUAAUCUGAAGAGUCAUAUACGGACUCAUACUGGUGAGAAGCCCUACAGGUGCGAUGAAUGCAGCAAACAGUUCCGUGAUCUCAGUUCUCUGAAGAGUCAUAUGUGGACUCACACAGGUGAGAAACCUUACAAAUGUGAGGAGUGCAGCAAACAGUUCAGUAAUCUUGCUCAUCUGAAGAGUCAUAUGCGAACUCAUACCGGUGAGAAGCCUUACAAGUGCGAAGAAUGCAGCAAACAGUUUAGUGACCGGAGUAAUCUGAAGAGGCAUAUGCGGACUCACUCUUGUGAGAAACCUUAGUGUGACAGACAGUUUAGUGAGCUGGUUUCCUUGAAGAAGCAUAUAUGGACUCAUACUGGCCCUAUAGGUGCGCUGAAUGCAGCAAACAGUUCAGUGUGUUCAACAACUCAAAUGCGAGGAGUGCGUCAGACAGUAUGCUUGGUGAUCUAAAGAUACACAUGCGAACUCAUGCCGUUGAGAAGCCCUAUUGAUGUGAAGGUUACAGGCAAGUUCGGCAUCAGGGGAAAUCGUAAGAGACAAGUAUAGUAGGACGAACAGAAGCCACGCACCAAAGUUUUCUCGUGUGACGCUUGUUCACCUUUAUUGAAAUCUUAGCAUUUGCGCUACUUUUCUGUUAUUUUUUUUUUACUUAACUGGACAGUAACUUUUGCGAACCCUACACCCCUUCAGUCAGAUACGAUGAGGAAUUAUGAUGAUGAUGACGACGAUGGUUACAUGGUGGUUACAUAGUGGUUUACCCGUUUACACAGAUCUCUAGAAACACAUUGUUGAUACAUAGAAGACUACCUGGAAUAUAACAAUUGCAGUGGGUUUUUUCAAUUGUUUAAUAGUUUAGGUAAAGCUAGAUUGGCAGGACAUCGUAGUUUGGUAGUGAGAAGAAGUCUUAGAGUGUAUGGUAUGUGCCUCUAGAUUUUAGAUACUUAGGUGUAGAUAACAUAGUUAACGUUACAUGUACAUGUUAUUGACUAAAAUUGUUUAUUGGUAUCUUAAACUGAACCGCAUUGAUAUUGACUCAUUGAAGAAUACCUGUAAUACAACAGUUGCAGCUAGCGUAUUUGAAGUGUACCAUAGUCUAGGUAACGCUAGAUCGUCAGGUCAUCGUAGUUAGGAAAUUAGAAUAAUGUAGGCGUCUCUCUAGGUUUAAGUAUUUCAGUAGCUACACGUACACGGUAUAGACUAGAACUUGAUUUGAAGAAUAUGUAACAUGUAAGCAUUUCUGUCAUAGAAUUACAAUUGACCUUCUUUUUAAGAUGUUGUCGUUGAAAUAGCAAGUUUCUUAGUACUGUAAUGUUAGAUUACAUUGAACCCCUCUAUGUAGUUAACACGUGUACAUAAGAUAGGCUGUUGAGACUGUUAAUCAGUAUGUAAACACGACAUCGUCUGGUCGACCUUCCAACAACUCGAAUUCCUCUAGAAUUUUUUGGGGGUUUGUAAAUAUGCCGUACCUUCAAAUUGAACUCGUCUUUAAUGUCGAUGUUGGACUUUAGCUGUAAUAGAAAAUGUGACAUAAUCUUGAUCAACGGAAUAUCUCACAUAUCUUCAAUAAAAUGCAA
Molecule: messenger RNA, 2356 nt
Organism: Branchiostoma floridae (Florida lancelet)
Lineage: Eukaryota; Metazoa; Chordata; Leptocardii; Amphioxiformes; Branchiostomatidae
Product: zinc finger protein 678-like
Exons: 2
Coding region: 354-1082 (242 amino acids)
Biological process (GO): central nervous system development; regulation of transcription by RNA polymerase II
Cellular component (GO): nucleus
Molecular function (GO): DNA-binding transcription factor activity, RNA polymerase II-specific; RNA polymerase II cis-regulatory region sequence-specific DNA binding
Source: RefSeq, a predicted model, not a curated record